Molecule: messenger RNA, 783 nt
Organism: Colletotrichum truncatum
Lineage: Eukaryota; Fungi; Ascomycota; Sordariomycetes; Glomerellales; Glomerellaceae
Source: RefSeq, a predicted model, not a curated record
AUGCAUAAACGCAAAAGGGUCCACUUCAACGACAUUGUUGAGUCCACUCCACGGCAGGGGCAAGUCCAGGAGGGCGAGGUAUUAUUACCGCAAUCCCCACGGCAAAGCAGACACGGUAGUAGCAACCCAUCUUCUCAGCAAAAAUCAACAUUCCGUCAAGUUCCCCGAAUGCCCUUACCAGCGUUGAUUAGGGAGUACAAGAGCCUCAGUAUCGCUAAACAAAAAACACAUAUUACAACUUAUAUUAUAAGUAUAGCAGCUAUAGCUGAUAUUCUUCUUUGUUUAGAUUAUGACUGGUCUAUAAUCAGUGAGGAGGUUGAGAAGACCUUAAGAAAUCGUGAUUCGUCUGGGUCGACCAACGACCUAAUAAGCACAACAAAGCACACGACCGAACAGGAAAGUGAAGAGCAACAAAGAAGUGAGCAGCCAUUUCUUCAUGGAUCCGACGACAUCACCGCCAGUGCCGGGGCAAUCAUAGAUGGCGACUCGCACAGAACAAGCAAUAUUCAAUCGAAAGAGACGGAGCCGGUCGCAGCCGACAGGAGAAAGAUAUUACCAUCCCGAGUUGGUUCUGGUGAGACAGAACCUCAACAGCAAUGUGCAGCGGGCGUGAAACUGAAGAAGGCACCCCGGACUCUUGAAGGUCUCAAAAGACAGAUCAACGAGAAAAAUUCUUCGACAAUAAGGAAUGAGAUGCAAGACCAGUGGAAUAGGUUUACUUCUGCUGGUAUAGGACUGAUUGACCCAUCAAGUCCACGCCUUAGGGAAGAAGACUGUUACUAA